AUGGCAGCAUCGAAGAGAUCCAAGCCUUCACGGCGCUCGCGGAAGUCACUUUCUACAGUAGAACAAGUUGUAAACCGACUUGGUAUGCGAUGGAACGAUGAGCAGAAAGAGGAAUAUAUAGACAGUAUCAAGGUUGUCGAGCUCAAGCGGCUCAAGGUGCCAUAUCCAACGGACGACUACUACACGGCCACGACCGCCGCAGGAAGAGACCAAUGGGAGAGAUUUUGGCACCAGAGGCCAGCAAAGGACAAGCGGGUCAAUGGCGGUCAGCGACGACAGAUUCUUUUGCUCGAUAAAUCGCGGCUCCAGUACAUUAUUCCGCAGAAUGAGAGUGUCAUGUUUAGGGACGCAGAUACCAAGGAGAUCUUCAUGGUCAUCCUGCGCGACUUUAUCCCGGAUAAUGAUCUCAGGGAGGACAUGAUAGCCACGUGCCGACAGAUUAUCAAGUACCGCCGCGAUGAUCGCCGUGAGGAUCCGGGACAGCUGGUCCAUUUUGGCUAUACCUGCGGUGACCGCGCCAGGCCUACUGUGGGCCUGGCGGCAAACUGCCGAUAUAUUUCCCCCAAAUACCACCGCGAGCUCAAUAAUGCCUCGCAGGGCAUGGCAGGUAUUGGUUGGAACAUGUUGCGCUCGCGCCUGCCGCAGGUCAUUAUUGACGAUUACAACAACACUAUCAAGAACAUCCCGGGUUGCCCGCGCAUGGACAUGGAGCCGACCAAGGGUGUCAAGAAUGACCUGUUCUCGUACAACGUCGAGGGAGAAGAGUUGACCUUCAACGAAGUGGGCGACUUGGAGCUCCCGCCGCCUUCAGGCCUGUCGGCGAUAAAUUAUGCCCGCUUCACCCACCGGGAGAACAACGGGAACGAAUGGUUUAUUGCUGUGACGUGUUUGGCGGCAGACAGCCCCGACAUUGGCGGCAAUUUUUACAAUGCAUCGUACGGCAUCAUGAUGGAGGCCGCGAUCAACACCGUCUCAUGUUUCAAGCCUAAUGAUUAUCACGGCACCACAUUGUAUGAGAUCGUAGUGCCCGACGGAGUGUACGAUGCCAGUGAUCCGAGAUGGCGCAUCGAUAGUCGUGAGAGCCGUCCCGACGGGGGAGAGAACAUUGGAUUUGCUUUCGAGGUGUCCAAGGGCCUAGCCAAUGCCAAGAGAAAGAGGGAUGCUCGGCAGGCUGCGAGACCAGGACGGGGAGGGAAGCGGAACCGGCGGUCUGUGUAUAGCAAAGAGCCCGAUUCCAACGCUGAGAGUGAUGAGGACUAUGUUCCAAAAAGACCUCGUUUGCGGUGA
Molecule: messenger RNA, 1287 nt
Organism: Pestalotiopsis fici W106-1
Lineage: Eukaryota; Fungi; Ascomycota; Sordariomycetes; Amphisphaeriales; Sporocadaceae
Exons: 1
Coding region: 1-1287 (428 amino acids)
Source: RefSeq, a predicted model, not a curated record